This is a messenger RNA of Ceraceosorus guamensis, 2435 nucleotides long. Its product is annotated as NTF2-like protein. The coding region runs from base 227 to 2275 and encodes 682 amino acids. Lineage: Eukaryota; Fungi; Basidiomycota; Exobasidiomycetes; Ceraceosorales; Ceraceosoraceae. Gene Ontology annotation, biological process: poly(A)+ mRNA export from nucleus. Gene Ontology annotation, molecular function: protein binding; RNA binding. The record is from RefSeq and is a predicted model, not a curated record. Gene Ontology annotation, cellular component: nucleus. The transcript has 8 exons.
CACUCGUGACUUAUUUGGACAAAAGUCGAUGGACUGACCAUGCACACGAUCCAGGGGUUUGGUAGACUCAACACUCUUCACGACCUCCUCAACGGCAGCCUUUCAGCGUUGCCAUACACAACGAUCGGAGCCUGGUCCAUCCGCCUGUCCCUUCCGCCCUGAAGGCUUCUCCCUUCAUCAAGUGAAAAGCUACCCAACUGGGUACCUCGCAUCAGCGGCGGCUGGCAUGGCACAACCAUUUAUCAAUCCAUUAACGGGUCAAGCGAUAGCGUCGCAGGCACAGUCCUCUGCGGGCUCAUCAAGGCGCAGCAGUAGAAGAGGAGGUAUAGCGGGCGGGGCGCUCAAGAGGGCAGGCCUGAUCGAUGAAGAUGUAGGCAUGAGGAGCGCGGAUCGAGGAUCCGCUAACGGAUCAAGUAGAGGAAGUGGCUCUGGCGGAACAUCCUCAAGAGGAGGUCAUUCUUCUUCCAAGGCCACUGCUCGAGAUCGCGCGAAUCCGCUCUCUCGAUCAGACCGACCGAAGGGUCAUGCCAAGGGCAAAGACAGAGAUGUAGCAGCAGCUGGCGUGGCGUACUCCAUCAAGGGACAGUCGCAUAAUGGUCAAUCAUUAGGUGGAUCUUCGAAGGGCGGCAGAGUGCCUGGUGGGGAUGUGACGAACGAUUCGAAAGGGACAUCCAACCUCAACAGCAAAUCUAUAGAAGUGCUUAGGCGCUUCUUGACCAGCAGGUGGAAUGCUGAAGCCCAAUUCCUCAAUCUUGAACGCAUGGCAGGGGAUGAGAUACUGGAAAAGGCUCACAUCAAGGCGCCUGGGGUGGAAGGGUCGCCCAGAGAGAUUAGCUUGGCGAUGUUCAGGUUGGCACAAGACAUGUUUCCAGGCUGCGUCACAAUCUCUCUGGCGCACAACAACUUCAAGACCUUGAUGCCUGUGAAUGCCUUGCCACAAUACCUUCCAAAGCUUCAGAAUCUUUCGCUCGAAUCAAACGACCUCAAGUGGGUCAGGGAUCUAAUCUGGCAGCCCUCGAUGAAAGGGCGGCCCACUCCUCGGUUUGCAUCCCUCAAGGAGCUGAUGCUGCUAGGAAAUCCUGUGCGAGAGAAUGCUACCGCAGCUGGAAAUGCGGCGGGCUACAGGGCAGAGGUCCUAGCGAAGUUCCCACACCUGACUCUGUUGGAUAGGGAACCGGUGACUCAGGAAGAAUUGACAGCCGCUGCUCAGGUCAAGAACACAGAUCCGGCAGCUGCUAGCGCGGCUGCUGCUGGCGUGCAAGUCAAGCCUUUUCCCGUCGCGAUGAGACCGGGAUUCAGCGACGAAGCCAGCAAAGCGAUCGUGCCUGCUUUCCUACAAAAAUACUUUAGCCUUUUCGACCAAGACAGACCGGCUUUGCGACCAGUAUACGCGCCUCGCGCAGGCUUUUCGAUGAUCGAGCACCGACAAGUGCCACCUCGUGCAAGGGCGCUUGGCUAUCAGAACAGCAAAGAUUUACCGCGACAGAAAGAUUUGAAUUGGAAAGCAUACAAGGAUGUUCCAUCUCAUAACAUCAUGACGCUCGGCAAUCGCCGGCCUCACAGCGGAUUUCCUCAUGGGCCCAACUCCAUCGUUGGCGUCUUGACCAAAUUGCCGAAGACGACACACCCACUAACGGACGCGUCCAAAUUCGUGGUGGACGCCUGGGUGAUGCCGAAUACUUCUAUCGGCGCUCGCACAGCGUCUGUCAGGCCCGAGGCAGGUCCUGCCAAUCCAUCGCAGCCCGAAUCUGAACCCGAAGCUGUGAUCUUCAUUAACGUUCACGGCCAAUUUCAAGAAGCUCCCUCUCAGGGCUUCAGGUCUUUCAGCAGGUCUUUCAUAGUCGCGCCCGUCGUGCCUGGGUCGCAAGCCGCCAGUUCGGGAUGGCCCUGCGUCGUUUUGGAGGAUCAACUGAUCGUCAGGCCAUAUGCUGGAACUCACGCUUGGGCCGACAAUGCCUUGCCGACUGACACGGUUCAGCCCGGCAACAACAGCGCUGCGCCAGCGCCAGCUGCUGUAUCUGGGCCUAGCACUGCGACAAACCCUGGAUUCUCCCUCGAAGCCCUUCCACCGCACCUCAAAGGUAUUGCGCCCGCACAAGGUCUUAACGAGCAGCAACACAUCUUAUCCUUGCAAGUAGCCGCCCAGACGGGCCUCACUUAUCCUUUCGCUGUUCAGUGUCUCUCUCAGAACGCUUGGGAGCCCAGCCAGGCCAUGACAAACUUUGAGCAGCUGAGAAAUGCUGGAAGCAUCCCAGCGGAAGCCUUUCAUCGAUGAAUUGUCAGAUCUCGCCUUCUCUACUACAUGCCCCAGAUUGCCGCCCAGUCGCUUCCUCGCACUCGCCCUGCACACGCGACAUCACAUUAUAUCGCCAUGCAUUUGCAAUACUAUCCAAUAGCGGAGCGUGACGCGCCGAGAGCGCAAUGUCAGCAUCACG